AUGAGAGGCCGCCGGACAUCAUUGGCCCCCAAGGCAGCAUCGAAAUGGUCAGAAAGUGUAAAAACUCUCACCUUUACACCAGAACAUGAAGAGAGGGAUAGCCAGCCGUCGCAGAGCAGCCAAAUGACGAUUGUCGACGACGAGCGCCACGAGGUCCUCUACUUUGCCUAUGGCAGCAACCUCUCCACGGAGCAGAUGCGUUCCCGCUGUCCCUUUUCCACCGCCAUCGGCCUCGGCUUCCUGCCCUCCUGGCGCUGGAUCAUCAACGAGCGCGGCUUCGCCAACAUCGUCUCCCCCACCCACCCGUCCUCCUCCUCCAACGCACCUGCGGACACUGCCGGCGGCGUCUACGGCCUGCUGUACCUGCUGCCGCCACGCGACGAGGAGAGCCUCGACGUCUUCGAGGGCGUGCCGGGUGCGUACGGCAAGGUGCAGUGCCAGGUGCGCUGGGUGCGCGACGGCGACGGCAAGCCCAUCCCCGGCGGCGGCGAGACGGUGACGGCGCUGGUGUAUGUGGACGAACGCCGCACGGGGGACGGCACGCCCAGACAAGAGUACAUUGGCAGGAUGGAGAGGGGCAUCGAGGACGCGGUGCGGAAUUGGGGCCUGGAGGAGGAGUACGCGAACAGGGUCAUGAGGAAGUGGUGGAAGUGCGCCUAG
This is a messenger RNA of Akanthomyces muscarius, 660 nucleotides long. RefSeq lists its product as uncharacterized. The coding region runs from base 1 to 660 and encodes 219 amino acids. The record is from RefSeq and is a predicted model, not a curated record. The transcript is spliced from 2 exons. Lineage: Eukaryota; Fungi; Ascomycota; Sordariomycetes; Hypocreales; Cordycipitaceae. Gene Ontology annotation, molecular function: gamma-glutamylcyclotransferase activity.